AUGGUUUUACUGGAUAUUGAUGAUAUAAGGUUUAAAGAUUUUUCAACCAGCUCUUACAUGUUAAGAAAACUGUUAGGAAUCGGUAAACAAACAAAUACAUAUGCGGUGUGUUCAGAUUGCAAUGCUUUGUACAAAAUUUCUGAAAUUUUACCAUCCGGUCAAUCAAAAGAUGGAUUCAAAUGUAUCCAUGUAGAAUUCCCUAAUCACCCAAG
This is a messenger RNA of Funneliformis caledonium, 212 nucleotides long. The record is from the annotation of a GenBank genome assembly. NCBI's taxonomy places the organism in Eukaryota, Fungi, Glomeromycota, Glomeromycetes, Glomerales, Glomeraceae.